Molecule: messenger RNA, 248 nt
Organism: Dovyalis caffra
Lineage: Eukaryota; Viridiplantae; Streptophyta; Magnoliopsida; Malpighiales; Salicaceae
Source: the annotation of a GenBank genome assembly
GUUUGAUAUCUAUUGGGUUUGUGAGAGAAAAUGACAAAGGUAGAUGUUGGCUCGAAUGGGUUUGUGAGAGAAGACGAUCAAAAGGAUCUGUAGAGGUAAGGGACAAAGUCAUUGGGUUCGAGAUAGAAGCGACUAAAAAUCCGAGGCGAGAUGGGGUUUUGAUUUUGGUGGCUCUCGAGAAGGUUCUUAUAUGUGGAAUAAAGGAAUUCAAAAGAGUAAGCAUUAUUACCGCCAAAAUCAAACUUGAG